Drosophila novamexicana is the source of this 1135-nucleotide messenger RNA. It is a transcript of the gene Arf51F, whose product is annotated as ADP-ribosylation factor 6. The record is from RefSeq and is a predicted model, not a curated record. Lineage: Eukaryota; Metazoa; Arthropoda; Insecta; Diptera; Drosophilidae. Gene Ontology annotation, cellular component: cytoplasm. The coding region runs from base 250 to 777 and encodes 175 amino acids. The transcript is spliced from 5 exons. Gene Ontology annotation, biological process: intracellular protein transport; vesicle-mediated transport. Gene Ontology annotation, molecular function: GTPase activity; GTP binding.
UCAGCGCAUACAAAUAUGAGAAGAUUAGUGCAAAAUUUGUUGUUGUUAUAGUUUAUUAACAUUUAGUAGUUUUUUGUUUUUUAAGCAAAUGCAUUGUAUGCACAAUUCGAACGCGACGUGUUAACGCUUAAUGGUGUAAAGCCCAGCCAAGGCGCGCGUCGAACGUAGAGCAGCGUAAUCUUCACCAACACUUGGUUCUCGUCGUCUAGAAUUUUGGUUUGGCCAGCGUUUAAUGGAUGACACAUCAUCAUGGGAAAGCUAUUAUCAAAAAUUUUCGGCAACAAAGAAAUGCGAAUUCUUAUGCUCGGCUUGGACGCUGCUGGCAAAACAACGAUCCUCUAUAAACUGAAACUGGGUCAAUCGGUUACAACGAUACCCACGGUGGGUUUUAAUGUGGAAACUGUGACGUACAAGAAUGUCAAGUUCAAUGUCUGGGAUGUUGGCGGGCAGGACAAAAUUCGACCGCUUUGGCGGCAUUACUAUACAGGCACACAGGGUCUGAUAUUCGUUGUGGACUGUGCUGAUCGAGAUAGAAUAGAUGAGGCGCGCACUGAACUGCAUAGGAUAAUUAAUGAUAGAGAGAUGCGGGACGCCAUUAUACUGAUAUUUGCUAAUAAACAGGAUCUAGCUGAUGCAAUGAAACCGCAUGAAAUCCAGGAAAAACUAGGUUUAACUAGAAUAAGAGAUCGCAAUUGGUAUGUCCAGCCAUCAUGUGCCACAAGCGGCGAUGGCCUCUACGAGGGCCUAACGUGGUUAACGUCUAAUCAUAAAUUAUGAGAAUCAUAAUAAUCAGAAUCAAACGUAUUUCAAUGUAUGGCAUGUAUUAUUCGAAGCGAAACAAAAUUAUUAUAUUUUUUAUUUAUACAAAAACAAAACAAGAGAAAACAGCAAGACGCAUAGUGAAAAGCACCCGACAAAAUCGAACAGAACAGAAAUUAACUAAAUUUGAAAACCACAAAAUAUAUAUAUAUAGAGAAAAGUCGAUAUAUAUAUAAUGAUGAUGAUAUAUAUAUAUAUAUAUAUAGACACACACAUGCAUGUAUACAAAACUAAUCAAUCAAUAUUCUCACUAGUAAAAAUAAAAACAUAAAAUAAAACAAUGCAAAAUGAGCAUAAUAAAUAAAUUAAUUAAACU